AUGACAACCCCAUCCUACGAUCUCCGAACCGACGCCAUCGACGCCUGGUCCGCAGCAGCAAAUCCACACCCAGGCAGCCCUCCGAAUCCCGCCAAUCACCUCUGCUACGACGCAAACAUCAUCCAAAUCGCCGACCCCCCCAUCUUCAACCCCAAUCCCAGAUAUUCCCGCUACCCAACCCCAUAUAUCGGAAUCACUUAUACAGAAUGGGAGCAGGCGAUGAAGGAAAAAUUAAAAGCGUAUAGCGACGCGCGUUUUUCGAUUCGUAUGGCAUAUGUACUAUCCAGAUUGGGGGAAAAACCGAGAGCGUAUUUGGAGCUGAGAAUGAGUACGCAUGAAAAAUUUGAGUUUAAGAAUACGGAUGAGAUGUUUGAGGUUUUGGGGAAGGUUUAUAGAGAGGUUUGUGGUGGUGGUGAUGAGAAGGUUGCGAAGUGGAAGGAGAUGUAUUAG
Messenger RNA from Botrytis byssoidea, 450 nucleotides. RefSeq lists its product as uncharacterized. NCBI's taxonomy places the organism in Eukaryota, Fungi, Ascomycota, Leotiomycetes, Helotiales, Sclerotiniaceae. The coding region runs from base 1 to 450 and encodes 149 amino acids. The transcript is spliced from 2 exons. The record is from RefSeq and is a predicted model, not a curated record.